Molecule: messenger RNA, 885 nt
Organism: Hirsutella rhossiliensis
Lineage: Eukaryota; Fungi; Ascomycota; Sordariomycetes; Hypocreales; Ophiocordycipitaceae
Product: conserved oligomeric golgi complex component protein
Exons: 1
Coding region: 1-885 (294 amino acids)
Biological process (GO): intra-Golgi vesicle-mediated transport; Golgi organization; protein transport
Cellular component (GO): COG complex; membrane
Source: RefSeq, a predicted model, not a curated record
AUGGCCCAUCUCGCGCGCCCCAUGUCCUCCACGUCACCCGCUUUCAACCUCACCUCCUCCCCCGGCUCCUCCGAGUCCGGCGACGACGACGCCCCCUUGCCCUUUCCCGCCGUCCUCCCCCGAUCCGACUUCCUGGCCCCCGGCUUCCAGCCCGCCGCCUACCUCUCCGCCCUGCCGCACCGCCACCAGACCCUCGAGGACCUGCGCUCCGACCUGAGGGACCGCAGCUCCGCCAUCAGCGCAGAGCUCCUCGAGCUCGUCAACUCAAACUACACGGCCUUUCUGUCCCUCGGCAGCGAGCUUCGCGGCGGCGAUGACAAGGUCGAGGAUGUCAAGGUGGCCCUGCUCGGGUUCCGCCGCGCCGUCGACGAGAUCAAGGCAAAGGUGGCAAAGAGGCGCGAGGACACGCUGGUCCUCAACUCCCAACUGCGAAAGGUUCGCUCCGACAUUGCCCUGGGGCGCAUCAUGAUUGAGCUCUCGGAUCGCUUGUCGGCUCUCGAGGAGAGGCUGGCAAUACACACUCUCGCGGCAAACAACGAGCCGCAAUGGGACUACGAUCAAAGCGACCAAGACGACGACGACGACCCGGACGAGCACGUAGAGGGCCUCGUUGGGAGUCCGCCCGCGAGGCUGCUGCAGUCUGCGCGAGACUGCAGCCAGAUUGCGGCUCUCGCAGAGUCUCUCGACCAGCAGCAUCCAUUUAUCGUCAAGAGCCAGGAGCGCCUGACAACAUGUCGCAAUACCCUACUUCUAGACUUGUCAAACGCGCUCAAGGAAGCGAGAGGUGCCGGCCGCAGAGGCCAGGGCCGGGUCUUGCGCUAUCUGCACAUAUACCGCGUCCUGGAUGCUCGGCGAGAUGCCGUAAAAGCCCUCCGCAGUGGGUGA